AGUCCCCAGCACCGGAUCCUGCUGGACUUCCUUUUCCUUGACACGGAGUGCACGUAUGACUACCUGUUCGUGUAUGACGGUGACUCCCCCCGAGGGCCCCUGCUUGCCAGUCUGAGUGGGAGCACCCGACCCCCACCCAUCGAGGCUUCCUCUGGCAAGAUGCUGCUGCACCUCUUUAGCGAUGCCAACUACAACCUGCUGGGCUUCAAUGCCUCCUUCCGCUUCUCCCUGUGCCCUGGGGGCUGCCGCAACCAUGGGCAGUGCCGGUCCCCGGGGGUGUGUGCCUGCGAGCCAGGUUGGGGGGGCCCUGACUGUGGCCUGCAGGAGUGUUCAGCCUACUGUGGCAGCCAUGGCACCUGUGCCUCGGUGAGCCUGUCCCCCUGGGCCCUGACCUGUGACCACACCUGCUGCUCCCAUCUCCUGGAUCUGACUGCCCUUGUCUGACUCCCCCUGCCACUCCAUUGACACUGACCCCACACCAGCGACCCUGUUCUCAUCCGCAGUACUGCCUCUCAUUCCAGAUUUC
Messenger RNA from Myotis brandtii (Brandt's bat), 526 nucleotides. Its product is annotated as multiple epidermal growth factor-like domains protein 8. The record is from RefSeq and is a predicted model, not a curated record. Lineage: Eukaryota; Metazoa; Chordata; Mammalia; Chiroptera; Vespertilionidae. Bases 160 to 444 code for a protein of 94 amino acids. The transcript is spliced from 2 exons.